This is a messenger RNA of Rodentolepis nana, 7911 nucleotides long. NCBI's taxonomy places the organism in Eukaryota, Metazoa, Platyhelminthes, Cestoda, Cyclophyllidea, Hymenolepididae. The record is from the annotation of a GenBank genome assembly.
AUGACUUUACAGGUUCGUCUCUACGCACUGCGCAUAAUGCGCUCAGCAUUACCUAGUUUGCUGUCUCCUGGUGACAAAACCGAAGACAUCUCGUUGGUAACUGUUGCUUUGGAUCGUUGCUUGGAAGCAGAGAACUUCAAGCAGUCUCCCACUACUCUUCGUGCUUUCCUCCUUAUUAUCCUCCAUAUGCACUGUGGUCGAAAAGACAUUUUCGGCUCAUCUUGGGCUGCCAAAAUAUCCCUCUACCACCUUCUUGGUCUUCUGCAUGUGAACCUUACGCCCUCUUGGACAGGGAUUAUCGCCGCAAUCGGCAGCUACGCCAACCCCAUUUUUUAUAGCGAAGCAGCGGACUCGGCCAUUCAGCCCGACGCUUUGUCAAGCAACCGCGGUCGUAAUCGAAAGCGACGUAAAUCAAAGGGUGCAACAGAAGCAUCCAGAGAACGUUCGCGUUCUCCUUUACCUGACGCGGUUUCGAUAGAAGAAGACCUUGCGGAGAAGAAGUCCACCGAACUUCACGAAUCCUGGAAGGCCGAAUGUCGUGAGCUUUUCUGGAAUACUCUGGUCGAAGAAGGCCUCAUAACACGUCAUUUUGCUGACGAGGAGAAUGAGAAUGAAGGAGCAACGUGUGACUUUGAUUCCCUCCCUAUAAGUCAAUCCUUCUUGAAUCUACUCACAGUGGUUCCUGACAAUGAGGCUGUUUCACUCACUUCAAUAUGUCCUGGAGGUUUAGCACCCGUGAAACUGUCUCCUAGGCGACUCGUUGAUUGGAAAAGCUAUAGGUUGAAUCUAUGGAAAAGCAUCGCUCCGAAGGGCGUCGGAAAUCGUAUCCAUCAACUUGUAGAUCUUUUCAUGACCUUUGUCAAUAAUGAAUUCUAUCCAUCACCAAGCAAAGGAAAUGAGGGGGUUUUAAUUUGUGCGCUUGAGCUGUUUUCACGUAUUCCAAAUAUUCGAUCGGUUAGAAAGUCGAACGCGUUUGAAACAACUCUACUGAAGCUCUUGACGAACAAGAGACCCAGUGUUCAACAGGCUGCCUUCGCAUGCUGGCUGAAUUUUGAAAAUUCGGGUCUAAAACCUUAUAAAGAGCAUUUUGAAAAGAUCCUUAACAUGUCCUCAUUCCGAGACGCCGUUCGUGUCUUUAAACUUGAUAGUACUGUGGUGGCCGAACAUCGUGGAGCCGUAGCACGUGUUCUAAUCAGAAUUCUCUACGGCCGCCUACAUCUUUCCAAGGAGAAUCUAGCUUCAGCUGUUUUUACUAACCUUGCUGGAUGCUCAGACGAUGAAUUAGCUCUUCUCUUAUCUCUCAUUGUGAAUUCAUUCUUUUCUGCCUUGGGAAUCAGUGAUCAAGCACAGGAUGACAUGUCUUAUUCUGAAAUAAAGAGAGCUGCUCGGCCGAAUUGGAGUCGUUUACAAGCAAUUUGUGACAUUGUCAACCAGUUGUUAUCCUACAUGGGCCAUCGAUUGGGGGGCAUUAGACGAGCAAAUAUUGAUUACGAUGACGAUGAUACCAAAAGCCUGGAGUUCCUGGAUGCUACAGCUCAUACCCCAAUUCUCUUUCGAAUCGCCAUCCUGAUGAUUUCUGCAGCCUGUUUGAGCAAGGAGACAAAAGAUACCCAAAAGGAGAGUGGUGAAACGAAGCAAGUCAGAACUCCUCACUCAAAACAGGUUAAAGUAGUCCGUAAAACGGGUGUUUCCAUUCUCCUGCAUCUUUAUUCAGCACCCGGAAUCAACCUCGACUCUUUCUGGACUCCAGAACGCAUCUCCUGUGUCCAAAGAGAGGUUUUGGAUACUCAUCCUCUUACAACAGACGCUGUUGCAUCCCCUGGCCACAUUGUACUCCGGUUGGCUUCCAUUUGGAGCCAGUCAGGUAGUCAGUAUCUUGUUGGGACUCUUUUCACUCCUGAACAACUCAAAUCUUUGAUCGAACUACUCCGUCGAGAGAAUUUAUCUAAAUCUGUGGCCAAAUUAAUCGUUGAGAUUGUAACGAAUCUUGUGUUCUCCGAAGAUAUUCGAGAAACUGGAAGACGGUUGCUUUAUCCUUAUCAUGCUGGAUUGAUUGAGUACCUCUACAAUCGAUUCUCGAACCUUAGGUCUCUGUCUACUUCACAGGCGAGGAAGAUGCUUAAAUCUAAUCAAUCCGAGUGGUUACAGCAGGAAUUCAAACUUCUUGGUUACUUGACUGUUCCUCAUGAAGUCUCCGCAGCUAUGCUCUCCGCUGAUCAGGCUAGUCGCUUAUUGACAGGCUUAAUUCCUUUCCUCGUGAAAGCUCUCUCACGACCAAGCAAUUUUGGCAGCGGCAAUACUCUUCUCUACGGUGCGGUGACUAAACGCGGUCGUAAAGCUAAAGACGGCCUCAACAUAUCUACUGUCGAGCGCUCCAAGCCCUCUGUCUCUGAGUCGGCCCUCGCUUCUGCGGAAAUCACUGAAUCCGAAGUGCUUCGUGUUCUCUGUCGUCUUAUUGAAACAACCUCAAACGUCGACCAACAUCUUAGGCAAGAUUACGAACCCCGUCUACUUAUUGCUAUCGAUUGGGCUAAAGUACUUGAAUUAUUCUCAACCGUGGAUUCUCGUAUCUCUCGAGCACUACUCUGUAGUGCUGCUGGCGCUGGAGCUAUGCGUGUGGCUAAUUCAAUUAAACCUUCAUCACCGGUUAAUGGACAAUUGCUUAGCUGUCUUGCCAAUAUAUACUCUCUUAAGUCGAUUCAAGGAGAAUGCUUGUUUUCAGCUGAGCUCUUUAAGACCCUGCAGGUGGUUAGGAAUCAGCAUGUUGAUCAAAGCUCUGUUUCUCCUGGAGCUGAGUCUGAAAAUUGCAUUGUCUACAAACUUCUCUGCAUGCUAAAUUCUUGGAGUAAAAGUCAUUUGGACAUGGUAGACGCAACGCAACGAGAAUCCGCCUUGUGUGCUCUGAUGGAACUCUGCAACCUUCCUAUGGAGAAUUACACCAAGGAGCAUCGUCUCAAUUACUUCAUCAAUCUCGCUGGCGCUUACUCAGCUCUCUAUUCCCUUCAAUCGGCUGAAAUCCAGUUGAGAGACCUUGCUCUGGAUUAUCUCAUCCAUUUGGCUGAAAUUCUUGCCGCGGGACUCAAGUGCACACCUAGCGCUGAAAACGGUCUCACAAAGGAGGCGGCUAAUGCGAGAAAGAAGGCCUACACAAAAUUGGUCAAUGAAAUCUUUGUUCAGGCUCUCUGGCCAGGACUUGUCCGAGGAAUAAAGCAAUCUGCGGGUCCUAGGCGUCUGCACUUCUUGCGUCUUUUGUCGGGUCUGGUGAGAAUAUUUGGAUCAGCACAUCCCUUCUUCGCUCCACUCGCUCUUUUGGCCGACUUCAGUACUUCAAAAGGUGAUGAUCAAAAUCCCACUUGCUUCUACAUUAACAUCCAAAGUGGCACAUCGAGUCGUCAACUCUAUGCCAUCCGUCGAUUGACCCUUUUUCUUGCCAAUCCUCUGACAAUCGCUUCAAAGAAAGCCAUUUCAGCCUGUACAAGUGGUGGGGAGGAAGAGACAUCUACUACCAAAUUCCCUAUUCCACUGUCACACCUUCGUGGUGUUUUCCUUCCUAUUAUCUUAUUCUUUCUGCGUCAAGAAGUAAUGGCUGAGAUAUCUGGAACUGGAAGCCUUGGUCAAGAGUCGAGAAAACUUGUCUCCGCUUGCCUAGAGGCUAUUAGGGCACUUGCCUUUCGACUUGAUUGGGUUCCCUACAGAGAACUUCUCAAUUCGUCGCUCUCUAAUCUGGAAUUGGAAUCGUUUGUGGCGUUAAAGUACACUCUAGCUAUCUUGGACGCUUAUCAACCCAAGGAGGAAGCCGUACCAUAUAUGCUUACUGUUGUCGCCAAACUUCAAAACCAUAUUGUUCCUCCUCAAAAGAUGCAUAACACCUCUGCUCCCAAGUCAUCGUUUACCUAUCUUCGAACAAAUGCUGUUGUCGCACUAGUAACCCUUCUAAAACGCCUCCCAAAGGGACAUUUGGAAUCGAGGCUACAUCAUCUCAUCCUCAAAGUAAUUGAUCUUCUCAGGCCGGCUAAGAAACUUCCCUCGCAUGCUCGACGAGAAGCUGUAAAAGCGCUCUCCAAAGUUGCAAUUAUGAUUGGACCCGGAAGAGCUUUAGACGGACUUUUCUCUAGUUUGGCCAGAGAACUAUCAAGGGGCUAUACUGCAAUGACAAUUCGACUUUCAGCGCUGCAUACUAUCUUUAAUGAUUUUGUCGCCGCAGUAGACAAAGGGGAGGUGAAGGCUGGCGGAAAUCUGGACAAUGUUUGCCAUGUCCUGAUGCGGCUAUAUCUGGAUGAAGUUGCGGGUCAGUUAGCAGGAGAAAUAGAUUCCAGAUGGGAAGCUUUCCAUAAGGGAUCUUCCACCGAUGCGACGAGGUCUGGAAAAUUACCUUUUAGAGGUGACGGCGUAUCACAGGGGGUUGAUCUUCCUGAGGCUAAUGGUGGACCUAAAGCUCCUGAAGGACUCCCCGCCUUAAUGAGAUUCUGCUCCCCGCCUAUGUUGAGACGUAUAUUUAAGGAUCUCAGAACUGCAGCCGGUCUAGUUGCUUCAGGGAGAAUCAUCUCAAAUGAGAGUCUCCAGCAGGGUGCAGAGGAUUCUGAUGGUGUUAAAUCAGACGGUAAGCUGACCGGUUUCUUGCGUUUCCGAAAGAGAGCUCUAACUCGACUCCAGGCCGUGUUUAAUCGUAUCCCCACUCGUCAUGGUUUUCUCCAUCCCAAAAUGACACUUGAAGCUACAAUUCUUGGUAGAAUUGCUCUUGAUUUAUUCGAUAUCAACGAUAAAUCUGCCCCUGCAACAGAGACGGAACCGCACCAGCCUGGUGUUAAAAGAGGCUUAGCUGCGCUCUACAGACCAGGGUGGAGUAAAGCCAGCACGUGUCUUCUUGAGAAGAGACAAGAUUGUCGAUUAGUUUUACCAGAACCCAAACUGUCUACCCAUAAUCCACAUACCACUCAGACUGAUAAAGCACAUACCAACAUGCUUGCUGCUUGUGGCUUGCAUUCUAUUGUUGGUCUAAUUAAACAAGGGCGUCUAGCACCUGCCACGAAUCAGGAGGACGCUCAAUUGCUAUCCGAUUCCAUCCCCGCUACUUUGAACACUCUUUUGACUUGCAAUAGUUUAACUGUUCUGGCGGGAGCCGUGCGUUGUGUAAAGAUCUUUAUGCACUUGAAAUUGGAGAAAUUCGAUGAGAAUCUCUCCCAAGUAGCUGGAGCUUUGUUUGGACUUGUUGACAAGCAUGCGGGUCUGCUAACCUCCCGCGCCACGGCAAAAGAUGCGGCUGCACAAUCAUUUGCUCAUGGUCUCUUUGUCACUCUAGCUGCACUCAUUCAACAUCAGAAGAGUUACAACCUCACUAAUCUCCAACUGUCAACUCUGUUCAGCACAAUUGAGACAGAAGUGGUGGGCAAUGCACCCACUUCACCGGUUCUCUCACUUCUUGUCGCUUUUCUCUCUCGGAGAUUACGUGAUUCUCAUGCUAAAGACGAUGAUGAAGCCAAUAGUCUUAUUUCAUUCAAUUCGAAUGACGAUUUUGGUGUUAAAGAUCGGGUUAUGGAUAAAGGUUUGGUUGUGAGCAAGGUGACUGACAAGGAUUUUUCAUUCGCGGGUGCAGGUGGUGGCCAGCGUUUAUCAAAUGUCAUGCUGCGUAUUCAGAGACUUGUAGUGCUGUCUACUAGCGAAAUUGUGCGUAGAGACUGUAGACGAUGUCUUCUUGCUUAUCUCCUGAAUUACCCACAUCAAAGACGCUUUGUGGAAGCAUUUAUGCGGUUCUUACUGCGUCAGCUUGAGCAUCAAAAAGAAACUGGACGGUCAUCAGUGGCAGCUCUACUCACAAUGAUUUUAUCGGAAAUUCCGCAGUCAGCUCUCACGCAAAAUGGAUUGGAGGAGACCAUUCUGUUGUAUGUUUGCGCGGCUGUAGAAAGAGAGUCUUCUCUGAAUGUCAGAUUAUCGCUUUAUGGUCUAGUGAGAUUGCUGUUUGCUAGGAUUCCGGCGGAUAAAGCUGUUGCACACUUUGAACAACACUUCUUGGCUUACCUCAAAGCUCCGAUUGAAAGCAGAGCAUCAGCCAGGAUCCUUGGUCUCCAGAUGGUUACCGUGGUCUUAGAUGCUCAAGAGUGUCUUUCAAUGGACAAGUAUCGUCAGGUGUUGCUAACUAUUCUCGGAAAUGUUAUCUUUCCCGAUACACGCACGGAACUGACCAAACUUCGAUUGUCACAUGCCCAUCUAUUCAAGCUCUCUGCCAAACAAAAGAACAACAAAAGUCGUUCUGUCCAACCUCAAAACACUACUAUCGGAGGAAAUGACGAAGAAGAUGAUGGUUGGCUGGAUGCAGAAGAAUUAGAUGUCUCCCAAAACCUCCAGAGUCAUCUUUACGUCGAUGAUGACGAAGACUUCGACGAAGACGAAAUCUUCAGUGACGUUGAAGAAGAUGAUCAGAUGCCUAAGAACAAAAGUCAGGAUGACGAUGAGUCCAACAAAGAAUCCAUGGAGGAAGACAUUGAUGUAGAUGUAGAACUCAUUAAACCUGAGCAAAUCUCCGCAGAGACCCUGAAGAUAGUAGAGUCUCGUAUAAAUAUUUUAAACCCCACGGAAACCACUACCCCUACUUUCGCACCAGCUAAAUCUGCCCCAGAAUUACAUUUCGCAUUUAUCAGCUGUGGUCUGGAACUCGGACUUCGAUUGGCCGAUCGGCUGCUAGAUGGCGUUGAACCAUCAGUUAUAACAUCAACUCUGUGUACUCCAAUUUGGAGGGCUCUGCUCAAAGUAGAGCGUAAAAAGAGUACCCCGAGGGAGGAGGUGUUCGCAACUCUUCUCCAGACAAAUGAACAGGAUAAUGAUGAGAAUAUAUCCGAUAGAUCAGUUCUUCUAGCUCCUGUUCUUUCUGCCAGAGAAUGGGCUGCUAGAAUGACCAAUCGUUUGCUAAAGACAGAAUUACAUAAUCAAAGAGAGUUGAAGACUAGUCUCGAGUUUGAAUCAGCUUUCUUUACCAAAUCCAAAUCGAUUGUUACCAGGUUGACAGCAAUUUUGAAUGACUCUCUAAAUCAAUUGGAAACUGAUUCCGAGCAGAUGUCCGAGGACUACUCUAAUGCCGUGCUAUCGAAUCUGAUCUGCCUUGGUCAAUUCCUCGAUGCUCUUGGGGCAGUUAAACAAGUUCUCAAGAUUUUCAAGACAGCUAACCGUCUGUCUUUAGAUGAAUUGAAUAACCAUAAGUCAUCAUUCAGCCGUCGUAUCAUUGGUCUCAAAGUGACUGUUGGUUUACUGCUCAGAUUGCCCAGACCAAGUCGCGAAGAGAUUGUCCGCCUCAUGGCGGAUAAAAAGAGAAAGCGCGUUGAGGAUGAAAAUGAAGAAGAUGUGACCAGUUCUACUAGUGCUAGUAUUCUUUAUCUUCGUUCUGCUUUGCGUCUACUUGCAAGGGAAUCCAAACAAAAGGAGAGGUUGGCCUUUAUCGCUACUGCUAGCGUCGCGUUACCAGAGGAAGGUGUCAGUACUACCCAAGGCAUCGGUGGAGAAUCAUCGGCAAUGGUUCGAAAGAUCGCCUCUCGACUAGACAAGGCUGAUUCCAAGAGAGCUAAAGCUCGAAGACGGAAGGCUCAAGCGAAGAUCCGCAGAGCACUUUUCUCUGGAGAAUUGACAGCACACGAGGCUGCCCAACGACUUGCCAAUAUUUCAAUGGUUGAAAUUUCUGCGGCGGACAAUUUGAUCAAUCUCAUCGAGUCGACAGACACUCGACUGACGAAGGAACUGAUGAAUGGUGCGGCGGGAGGUAUGUCGGUGCUAUAUGCAUGGUCCACUCGGGGGCUAGCAAGGAAACGAGAGAAUAUGAAGUCUAAUAAGGCUGUCAGACUAGCGGUGGGGUUGAAACCGACGGAGGAAACAGUUGACUCAACUUUACAGCCUCCAAGAAAGAAGAUGAAGAGGGCGCGUGUGUAA